This is a messenger RNA of Hippocampus zosterae (dwarf seahorse), 2789 nucleotides long. It is a transcript of the gene hspa9, whose product is annotated as heat shock protein 9. Gene Ontology annotation, cellular component: mitochondrion; cytoplasm. Gene Ontology annotation, molecular function: ATP hydrolysis activity; misfolded protein binding; ATP binding. NCBI's taxonomy places the organism in Eukaryota, Metazoa, Chordata, Actinopteri, Syngnathiformes, Syngnathidae. Gene Ontology annotation, biological process: protein refolding; cellular response to unfolded protein. The record is from RefSeq and is a predicted model, not a curated record. Bases 218 to 2266 code for a protein of 682 amino acids. The transcript is spliced from 16 exons.
UGUUACACGUGUUGGAUAAUUCCAGAAGGUGCGUCGCAGUUCUUUAGCCUUUCGCUUGACUAUCUACCGGUAGUGUGACGGAAAUCAAGCGCUAGCAUUGAUCCUCACCUAGCUCUUGAGAAGACAAAAGGCUGCGAUUGUUGAAAAUUUGUCAGUAUUCUUUACUCUUAAACGGUUCAUCUCGUUUUAUUACAGUUAGUUAGCCGAGCUGUUAAAAAUGUUGAGCGUUGCCCGAAGUGUUUCAAGGACUCUGCCGACAAGAAGCUGCGCACGAAAUGUGUCAUCUUUGCUAACAAAGGCUCACUGGAGUGGCUUCCAAUCUGAUGCUCUUAGAGCCCUGUCCAGGAGAGACUAUGCGUCGGAAGCCAUCAAGGGGGCAGUCAUUGGAAUUGAUCUGGGAACCACCAACUCAUGCGUUGCUGUCAUGGAGGGUAAACAAGCAAAGGUGUUGGAGAAUGCAGAGGGAGCCAGGACAACUCCUUCAGUCAUUGCCUUUACGGCCGAAGGGGAGCGCCUGGUUGGCAUGCCUGCCAAACGGCAGGCUGUCACCAAUCCUCAGAAUACGUUGUACGCCACAAAGAGACUGAUUGGCCGCCGCUUUGAUGACGCUGAAGUCCAGAAAGACUUGAAGAAUGUGCCCUACAAGAUUGUGCGUGCUUCUAAUGGUGAUGCUUGGGUGGAGGCUCAUGGAAAAAUGUACUCCCCCAGUCAGGCUGGGGCCUUCGUCCUGAUGAAGAUGAAGGAGACGGCAGAGAACUACCUUGGAACUAAAGUGAAGAAUGCUGUAAUCACAGUACCAGCUUAUUUCAAUGACUCUCAGAGACAGGCUACCAAGGACGCUGGUCAGAUUGCUGGUUUGAAUGUCCUGCGCGUCAUCAAUGAGCCCACAGCUGCUGCGCUGGCCUACGGCUUGGACAAAACCCAGGACAAGAUUAUUGCCGUAUAUGAUCUUGGUGGAGGUACGUUUGAUAUCUCCAUCUUGGAGAUACAGAAGGGAGUUUUUGAGGUGAAGUCCACCAAUGGCGACACCAUCCUUGGAGGAGAGGACUUUGACCUACCCCUACUUAAACACAUUGUCAAAGAAUUUAAGAGAGAGUCUGGUGUGGAUCUGACGAAAGACAGCAUGGCCCUCCAGAGAGUCAGAGAGGCUGCCGAGAAGGCCAAGUGUGAGCUGUCAUCGUCACUGCAGACCGACAUCAAUCUGCCCUACCUGACCAUGGACGCAUCCGGUCCCAAGCAUCUCAAUAUGAAAGUGACUCGUGCUCAGUUCGAAGGCCUCGUGGCCGACCUGAUCCGUCGCACGGUCGCACCCUGUCAGAAGGCCAUGCAAGAUGCAGAGGUGUCCAAGGGUGACAUUGGAGAGGUGCUUCUGGUUGGAGGCAUGUCACGCAUGCCCAAGGUCCAGCAGACUGUUCAAGACUUGUUUGGCCGCGCACCAAGCAAGUCUGUCAACCCAGAUGAGGCUGUGGCUAUAGGGGCAGCCAUCCAGGGUGGUGUCCUCGCAGGAGAUGUCACGGAUGUGCUGCUUCUGGAUGUGACGCCACUGUCGCUUGGAAUUGAGACUCUGGGCGGGGUUUUCACCAAACUUAUUAACAGGAACACGACCAUUCCGACCAAGAAGAGCCAGGUGUUCUCCACAGCAGCAGAUGGACAAACUCAAGUGGAGAUCAAAGUGUGUCAGGGUGAGAGGGAGAUGGCGGCAGACAACAAGGUGCUGGGUCAGUUUACUUUGGUGGGACUCCCUCCUGCCCCACGCGGCGUUCCCCAAAUCGAGGUCACCUUUGACAUCGACGCCAACGGCAUCGUCCAUGUGUCCGCCAAGGACAAAGGGACAGGCCGGGAACAGCAGAUUGUUAUCCAGUCAUCAGGAGGUCUUAGCAAAGACGACAUUGAGAACAUGGUGAAGAACGCAGAGAAGUAUGCAGAAGAGGACAGAAGGAGAAAGGAGCGUGUGGAAGCUGUUAAUAUGGCAGAGGGCAUUGUUCAUGAUACGGAAUCAAAGAUGGAGGAAUUCAAGGACCAGCUUCCUGCUGAUGAAUGCACCAAGCUAAAGGAGGAGAUCACCAAGGUCCGAGAUCUCCUUACCAAUAAGGAUUCGGAAACGGGAGAGAACAUCAAGCAGGCAGCCAGCAACCUUCAGCAGGCGUCGCUCAAGCUUUUUGAAAUGGCCUACAAGAAGAUGGCGUCAGAGCGUGACAGCAGCAGCAGCAGCAGUGGUGAUAGCGGCAGCAGCUCAGAAGGCGAGAAGAAAGAGGGCCAGCAGUAGACUUUGAAUUUGCACUGCAUUUGUUGUCACACAGUUUGACAACAGGACUGUUGGGGAAGGGAGGGGGGGGGGCGAUUGUGAAAGUGUGAAUGUUGUGAAGCAGAAUUAUGUACGGAUGUAAGUAUGUGUUAUCGAUGUAUGCAGGCGUUCAAAGUGAAAUAUGGGCAGGUGGGUCACAAUUAUGUUAAUUUUUGUUUUGUAAUAAAAAUAAGAAUUUAGGCCUGAGACUGAUGGAACCAAUUGUGGUUUGUAACUGUGAUGGGACAAAGAUGGGCCUCUCUGAGACCUGGUGAUGGAUACUACUGUGGUUGUCCAGCAGAGGGAAACAUUUAUCUGCAUCUUAAGCGAGCCCUCAACCCCCAUCCAUCCAAUUUCUGUAGUGCCUAUCCUCAUUUUGGUUGCAGGUGAUCUUGCACCUGCCUGGGGCGAAAAAUGGGGUACACCCAGCACUGGAUGCCAGCCAAUUGCAGGACCCAUGUAAUGCAAACGAGCAAGCUUUAUUUAAUAAAGCUCUUGAACAGCA